ACCCCGGAUGUGUCAUGGCGUCUAAUCGACUGAUUUGGAAGGCUGUCUAGCUCAAGAAAAUAGCUAGAAUAGUCCCCUUUUCAGCGUUUUGUGCGUUCAAGCACCAUAUAAGUAUUUGCAUUAAUGGUAAUGCAUGCAAGGAAACAGCCCAGACUCGAUGAUGGGUAUAUGGAAAAGAGAGACGCCCAUCCGUUCCAGUCAUCCCAGUACCCAUCAAAGAAUUACGGACUUGACAAUUAUGCAGACCGAUACAAGAGAGAUGGGGGCAGUUCUGACAGAUGUCGAGACAACAGCCCUGCAAGCCGUCUCAGUCCCAGAUAUCACAACAAAAGCUCUUAUUCUGAGAAAAUUAAAGAGAGAUACGAGAAAGGAUCAAGUAGUUUUCCCGACAGAAAGGCAAACCAUAGCUACAGCAAUCAAAGAAGUAACAGCCAAAAUGGUAACUACGACAAAGGUGUCAAAAACAGCCGUGAUGUCAAGGAAAAAGAAGGAAAAUCAGAGUCCCAGAAGACGCCUGGACGAACCUGCGGGGAAUGGUCCGAACAUGUCAGUUCAUCUGGUAUGCACUACUACUACAACUGUAAGAGUGAAGUGUCCCAGUGGGAGAAACCAAAAGAUUGGACAGACGGACCUGGAUCAAAGCCCGAUUCCAAGCCCAACAACUAUGCUCGGAGUGGAGGCAACAUCAGCAGUAGUAGUUGUGGAGGAGGAGGAGGAAACAGCAGUGGAGCCAAAGUCAACUACCCUAAUAAAUCCGCAAUGGACAAGUCCAAACAUUCCAGUAAUGCUGCGGACCGAACAUUAUUGUCCGAGAAAAACCUCAAAAGGAGCAUGUCGGAUAUUAACCAAACCUAUCCCCACAGCGGAAAACCGGACAAAAAGUACAUUAUUGAAAAGUUCCAGGCCAGUCAGCACCUGGCCGUGGAACAACAGCACCUACGAGGGGCUAGUCAGUCCUCAUCUUUGUCAUCCUCUCACUAUCGGACUCCUCAUUCUUUGGAGCAUAAGUUUGACAAUGUCACAAACUUUCACAGAAAGGAUGGCUCAGGGACAUAUCCUGACCCCCAGGGCAGCCAGGCAAACAGACGUUACCGUCGCAACAGCGAAGGAAAUAGGUCAUAUGGUGGUGGUGGUGGUCAUGUGACACCCAGAAAACACAAUCAUGACUCGCAGAUAGAUGACAUGGAUAUAUCACCGGGUAGUUCGCCGUCGAGCUCGCGUCGAUCAAGUUGUGCAGGCACACCCCAGUUGGGUCCUAGCUCCACACCCAUGUCACUACCUCCGUCUACGGCGGCAGCUCUAGCCGGAAUAGCCCCCACAGGCGCCACCUCCCCACUCCUCUCCACGAUACCCUGUCUGAUAUCCAAGCUCAGCGGCAGUCACAGAAACCAAGAUCUAACCCACAAAGCCUUGCAAACCUUACAGAGAUUACAAGAGGUGAUUAGUCGCCAGAUAGCACAGCAAACAAGUCCUGGAAACCCACCCCAGCAAUCUCCCAGGCCUACAAGUGAUGUGCCAACUUCCCAAACCGCACACCAACAACAGGCCCACCACAAACCCCACCAACACCCUCAUCAUCAUCAGCCCCACCCCAGCCCCACCCUACACAACUCCAACAUGCUUCUCAGCCCACAAGGUCUCCACUCCCAUCACCCCAAUCCCCAUCCCCAUCCUCACUCCCAUCCUCAGCCUGACAACAACUCCCAACAUCACCAUCAUCUCCACCCUGCUGGCCAUAGAGAACCUCCACACACCCCAGGGGGACACAGCUCGUCAUCAGUAUACGGCAAGCUCAACCAAAUCUCUCGCCAUGACGAAGACCACCACAUGACUGGGCCAGGUGGUGGUGAGAGUCCCCUGUCGGAGACCAGUCAAGGACCCUCCUGUUUAAGUCCAGGAUCCAGUACGACAAGUUCUCAGACAGCUGCUGUGGCUCAUGCAGAACUCUCAGCUGCUGGCAUCACAAAGGAGACGUCUAUGGGCAUCAAUCCAGCUCUUAAAAAUUACUAUAAUGAAAAAUUAAUAGGCCAUGUGCUAGGCUGGCAGGCUGAGCAUGCCGAGAGACAGGCCAAAAAGUACAGACAAGAAAAUCUUACUAUAGAUUGUAUGCGAUGCAGUCAAGUGAGUGUGGAACUAAAGCGUGCAAGGUCCCUCGUACGGAUUGCCGAAAUUCAGUCAACAUUACAUGAACAAAGAAUAUUAUUUUUAGCUCAACAAAUUCAUGAACUAGAGAAUAUGAAGCCUCCGUCAUUUUCAUCAUCACAUUCAUUUACGUCAUCUUCGCAUUCUUAGGACAGUGUCUGUCAUUGCAUUUGAAUUGUUGCUGACAGAACUAGAGAUCUAACUGGAGGCCAACAUAUCCCCGCAAGACCUUCUACACCAGCUGUAGGUGGACAAGGUUACGUGGAACAGUGCCAUACAAAAUGGAAGAAAACCAUCCCCAAAGAAAUCUGGAAACUCUACGGCAAAGAAUGUGAUUAAUUUAAGUAUUUCAAUCCAUGAUGUAUUGUUGUUAGUAGUCUGUUUGUGAAAAUUUGACUGCAGAUUAGCUGAAUGCAGAGGCGAUCAAUUUUAUGUAAGUUGUGUGCGAGAGGAUUUUUACCAUUUCUGGGAGCUCUAGCUUCAUAUGAUAUCUGUGAAAAAACAUUGAUCUAUUGUCACUGCAAUACAUAGCCUACAACCAAUUGUCAGACAUGUAAAAAUUUGACAAAGUUUUUAGGUCACCUGAGCUUUGCUCAAGUGACAUUUUGCAAUCCCUCUUUGUCAUCGUGCAAUGUCCGCCAUUCUUCACAUGUUAACAUUUACAUUUUAGAUUUAGACUGAAAUAUUACUGAAGACAUUUCGUUGAUACUGAAUGGGAAUGUUACUGAGUCUUGUUCUUUUUUGGUGGUUGAUCAAAAAAUUACCUUAAACUCGCAUCCUAUUUGGCUGAUUCAACUGAAAUUUAAUAGGUAUGUUUGACUGACGAUCCGGAAAAAAAGUCUUAUCUUUAGGAUAAAUCGGAAAUCUAUUAUGGCAGCCCAUUAUGGCAGCCCUGAGCCGAGACAUUUACAAAUUUCUUCUCAAGACCUGCUCCAUACAAAGGUUCCUUUAUGAUGUUCCAACACAAUUUUCUUAGCUUCUGUGCCUAUCUGCUGUCCAAAAUGCCCACAACUAAGAUACAAUACAUAAGCCAACCAGACAUCUACUGGUCUUUUCCACAGGCUACUCCACACUAUAGACACUUGCUAUUUGAUAUAAAUUAACACACACAGUUUUGUGGUACUCUGGUAGUCUGUGUACUCUGGUAGUCUGUGUAAUAUCAACCUUUCUGCCAAACAGAUUUAAGUCCUUGCUCCAAACUCAAAUGACUGCGGCAUUAAGAGAUUCCUAGGUGACUGUUAAGGCCCCAGAACCUCUUGUUCCUUUUAGAAUUGAAAACACUAUAGCACGCAUAACUGACUCAACAAUUGGUUUCUUAUGAAAAAAGAAAUAUGGGAAUCUGAAGGGACAAUAGUUGGAUUAGUUCCAUGGCUGGGCCAUGCCUUCUGGUACAGAUAUAUGAUAUUAGAGAUGGAUUUGUUUAAAUAUAACAGCUUUUCUUAACACGCUUGUACCAAAUUAACAAACAAACAAAAAUCAUAAUCUUGAUAUAUCUCGUAAAAGUAAAGUGUUUAUUGGAGUGGUACAACUUUCAUUCAUACAUCAUCAUCAAAUAAAAAUAAAUUCAGCCGGAACAAAAAGGCAUUUAACAUGUUUUAUGGUUAUGGUCAAGUAUCGCUGUUGUGUUUGUACUAGAGUAUGAUCUGUUUACUACUGCAUUUAAACAUCAGUCAUUUUUAGAUGAUCGCAUAUUGAUUUAAGCUUAUAUUAAUAAAAAAUGAUUUUGGGUAUUUGGAAAAAGCUAUCAAAUUAAUUUAUAUUCUCUUUAUACCUAUAUGUAUAUAUACAAAGAGAUGUCAUUGACAUGUACCAGAAGUGCUACCUUGAUUUUAUCUUAAUUGCAUUUUUUCCAUCUUGUAUUUGUGAUUAUUGUCUGUGUUUUUUUAAGUACUGCAGAAAUAUGCAAUGUUUGCAUUUGUCAUGCUAUAAAAUGAAAUAUUGAAGCUUAUUUUUUCUAUCAGAGGGCAGGGAAACAAGCAUUUGUCUUGUUAAAAACUUCCUUGAGAGGUUAUUUAAGAUUAGAUCAAAUCAAGCUGGGAUAAAAUACUUCGAUGUGGGUGAAAACAAAGACUUCAUAUUGUUCAGCAGUGAAAAAUAGGGAUCAAACUUGAAAGUGUGAUAUCGACAAAAUAGAUGUCCAUCGUUCAAUGAAAUCCUGGUAAAAUCAUAGUUUGAAUCUUUAUUAUUUUUGGCAAUUGUUUAGUUGGGGCCAACACUUUCUGUUUAUUAAAUUCCUAUAUAUAUAUAUAUAUAUUGAUCCCACCAUGAAUUCAAAUUUUAAACUUAGUCUCCCCUCUCAUUUUACCUUUGGGCCUAACGAGUUGGUCUUCUCACUGGAGAUAUCACUUUGUCAGUCCUUCCUGUGACAAUGACACAAGUGUUCACAUCCUCUCUCACAUCUUCUGAUCAAUGAUGGUUAACUAACAGUUCAUAUACAACCAGACAGUAAGUGUUAAUAUCCUGCUGGAUCAUUGGAUACUUAGACCCAUUUCGCAUGUCCAGUUCAAAAGGGUUUAUCCGUUUAUAAAUGUAACAUUUUCGGGUAUAAAUCAUGGUGGACCUGCAAAUGGUUAUUAAGGCCUGGUAAUUUAUAAGUCUUUGCCAAGGCUCGCCUGAAAGCAGCGUUAGAAUGACCAGGUCCUACCAUACUUUAUAAACUAAUGACUCUGGUCCAACCGGUCCAACCAUUUGGAUCACGAUUAACGAAAGCAUCCCAACAACCUAGUAUCAGGGGUAAUAGUUUGUCAUUCAGGAGCUGAUGGCUUCCACCGCAAUACUAAUCAGCUUCUGUCCCACGCAGUCUAUAUUAUAUUCAAUAUGUGGCCAAAGACAAAUGGUUGCCUGAGUUUAGUAUCUUGUAUCAGUUUCUGAUAAUGUCGCAGGGACAUUCAUAAUGUGACCAGAGUAAUAUAUUAUGGGUAUCGGGUGUCCAUUUGAACAUAACGAAAAGCAAUGUCUGGAAGAAGAAAGACUGAAUUUAUUUCAUUUUGAAGUGUUUACAAACCGGUACAAUAUUUAUAGACUUAUUUUCAAUGUCCCUUUAACGGUUUACUAAAGUACAUCAGGAUCUGCUGAUUGGUAUGCUUGUGUUCAGUUAUAAUGAAUGGCUAUCAAUACAUAUUUUUAAAAAAAGCUCUGAGGUUGAUUAUUUGACAGUAAGCUGCAUUCAAAAUGUAAGUUACGUUCAAAUUAAAAAAAAAAGUAGCUGUGUUUUAAUUUGUUUACAUUUUGAUUGCUGAUCUUAAAAACACUUUUUUCACUUUUUCUGACCUUUGCCGAGUUUUAUUGUCGAAAUGUAUAAUUUGUAUCAACCAUAUGCUGUAUUAUUUGACUGAAUUGUUUAAGAUAUUUUGAAAUUCUGCGUUUUGUUCAGGUUUUGGUUAAAUAUUGUGUAUGAAUUACAUUUUUGUUGGGACACCAUGAGAGAACAAAAUGUAUUUUGAUUUACAUACAUUUGAACAUGAUUGAAGCUUAAACAAUGGAAUUACAGUAUGAUGUUAAUUUCCUUGAUGCUAGAGCUCGAGGGACUUUUGAGCGAUUGAUGUGGGUCAAACUUUUACCUUUUGAACAUGCAGUGCAGUUCACACUCUGUGUCACAUUCUUUUGAUGGAAAUAGUGCUAUACACAAUGUACUGUGUAUGUCAUGUCUCUCGAACUGGUUUUUCUGUUACACCUGUCAGAAGUAAAACAAUUAUUAACAAUAUUCACGCUUAUGACAGAAGGCAUAUGGUUGUGGGAAUAUAAUCGAGAUGUACCAGAAUGGAAUUAAAAGACUACGUUAUCCUUGGUAACCUUGUUAUGUAGGUAAUGUAAUUUUUCAGUGUAUCCGUGGAACAUGAAGGAAUAAUAUCUUAAUUGAACUUAAAGUUCAGUUCAGCAAUCUUGUUAAUUUGGGACAGUGGUUUUUGUAAAAACAUUUUUAUAGCAAUAAUUUUCCAAGUUCCCACAGCUAGGUUUUGGAUGGAUUUGGUGAUUCUACAGACCCUGAAGUAUCAAGGUUCGGACAUAGUGCCAGUUUAUCACGGUGUCACGUGAUUUGGUAGAGGGAAUACGUGAGUGAGUUGGUGUUGAGCUAAGGACCAUUGGCAUGCAGCUUUUGAGUAAAUAGAGGGGUCAGGAAAGGGAGGCAGAUCUUUUUGUCGGCAUACAUGUGACUGGGUGUGAUUGUGGGUUAUGGUGAACCUACUUUCCUGACAAAUGCUGACGGUUUGAAUGACGUGUUGUGUGGUAGUAUUGGGUAGACAUACCACUAUCUGAUAUGUUUGAAUGCUACAUGUUCUCUGUGUGUACUGUCGGUUGGUCGGCAGGCUGCCCAGUUGUUUGAAUGCUGUAUGUAUUUUGUGUGUACUGUUUGUGGGCUGGCAGGCUACCCGAUUGUAUGAAUGCUACAUGUUGUGAACGUCUCAUUGGGUGCUGGCCGAGCAGCCUAACGGGUGUCUAGUAUUUCUUUGUACAUAAAAUAGGUGUGACCUUGUACAGAACACUUUCAUCAGAAUUGGAUUCCAGUUGCUUUUGAUGUGGAGUAUUACUUUUAUUAGCCUCUCUUUCUUUUUAUCCAUCACAAAACGUAAUUUCCUUUGCCGUCUUCAAUUUGAGGUUCAGAUUUUGUCAUUAUUAGUUAAUUGUCCUAAUAUAUUAACAUUUAUAUGUCAUCCUAUUUGUUUAUUUUAGUAUUUCAUCCUUUUUACUUUAAUUGUUAGUUAAAAGUACUGGUCAACCCUUUUUUCACUUACAAGAAAAAAAAUGGGUUUUUCAUUUCGUCCCACAUUGUUAAAAAAGUAAGGGAGACAAUGACUGUUAACAUCGAGGAGUUCUCUCCCCUAUUCCUUUCUUAAUCUUUACCAACUUAUAGGUACAUUUCUAUGAAUUUCUGUGUAGUUUAACAGGUAUUAUUUCUCGACCUUAUUUAUAUCCAUUUAUGGGCUAAAUGAGUAAAACUCGGCUCACCACAAAUCUAUAUUUAUUUUUUCACGUAAUGGACUGGACAGAAAUAGGUGAUGAUAUUCAUGGCACACUUCCCAAAGGGGCAUUCUCCCGAAGAUGCAUUGAUAUCUCGUUGUGGCCAGGUAAUCUGCCUCCUGUUUUGUCUCCUGUUUACUCGCCCCCAUAUCCAGUUUCUUCCGACUUCUGUGUAACCACAUUGAAACAUGGGAAUCGGUCAGUUUAUCACAGUUCAUGAGUAUGUCUGCUACUGUACUACGUAUUUAACUGCAUGAGCUUAUGAUGCACCACUAAACAAGGGAAUAAACAUGGUGUAGAUAGCGUCAUUGUUCUCUACAUGUUUAUAGUAUCUGUUGAAAGAAAUAAAAAAAAUAAAAAUACUUGAAAUAA
Molecule: messenger RNA, 7473 nt
Organism: Mizuhopecten yessoensis (Yesso scallop)
Lineage: Eukaryota; Metazoa; Mollusca; Bivalvia; Pectinida; Pectinidae
Product: WW domain-containing adapter protein with coiled-coil-like
Exons: 14
Coding region: 124-2292 (722 amino acids)
Biological process (GO): regulation of autophagy; positive regulation of TORC1 signaling
Cellular component (GO): nucleus
Molecular function (GO): chromatin binding; RNA polymerase II complex binding
Source: RefSeq, a predicted model, not a curated record